UUAAACAGGGGCGGGGCGGUCAGUGGAGGCAGUUCCUGGGGGUGGGGCCUGCAUUGACAGGGUCUUUGGAGGGGUUUGGCUGGGGAGGGAGAAAGAACCGAGAGAGCUCGGCUGGGCUCGGCCGCGCUCGGCUGGGCUCGGGCCGGGGCCGGUGGGCGGUGACGGGCACUGCGCGCGCACACUUGCACGCAGGCGGAGUGGCGGGCAGCCUCGCUCUGGGCCCUCGGCGGCGGUGGCAGCGGUGGCCGCGACAGGUCGGGGCGGCCCGGGAGGCUCGGCGGCUGAGCUAGCUGGACCCGCCGGGCGGGCCGGGCCAGGCAGGGCGGGCGGAGAGCUGAUAAAGCGCGUGGGCUCGGUAGCGGAGGUUCGGCGGUGCUAACGGGUUUGGGGAAAAUCACCUUCCCCCUUUCUGUCUCCUGCCGUUUUUCCUGACAGCUGCGGGGCGGCCCAGUGGCCCCUGGGGAAGGCCUAGGCCGUGCCCUCCGAAGGUUCCCCCUAGCGGAAGGGCCCUGCACUGAUUGCCCUCCGGACCCGACCUCUGCACUCCAUGUCCCAGCGCCAGCCAUGGAGACCCUUCACACACACACCCUUCCGGUCUGGUGACCCGAGCCGCCUUCCUCACAAAGGUUCCCCAGGCCCCUGUCCAUUGUCCACUCAGCCCGAGCCGCUGUCCAUCCCAGCGACAUCCCCUCUCCCAGCCAGGGAAAUGUCUCCCCUACAUCUCUCUGUCCCGAUGUGCUGAGCCACUUCCCCAGACCCCUGCUCUUCCACUCUUCUCAGAUAUCCCUGUCUCCCUUGCCCUUUGUUGUCCCCCUCCCAGCACUCCCGAUGGGGAUCCCACAUAGAAACCCCCAGUGCCGAUGCCCCGAGCUCGCACUCUGACACUUCCUCCCCUCCGCCAGACUUAGAAAGUUGUCCAUCUCGGCGCCCUAAGUGGGGUUCACUCUACAUACUCCCCCCACUAAGGUCUCUGGGGCCGCCCCCCUGACACUUGACUCUCCAAGCCUUGGGAUCCUCCCCCCCAGUCCCAGCUCCCAAUGGUGAUCCUCUGCACACUUCCCCGUCCAGGUGCCAGGAGCUGGUCUUGAUCUUUUGCUUCAUUCUGCCUGGUUCUCCUUCACCUGUCCCUAACUUCCCUGACCUUGCCCAUCCGUCUGUACGUACUCCUCCAUCCCAGUGUCUCGAUGGGGACAGCUUCCCAGCUUCUUCCAUCCUAGUGACUGGCCAGCACCCUGGCAAGUACCCCGAGGGCCGCUUGAUUUUUUGAAUUUCUUCUCCCAAGUGACCCUAUUUCCUCUUUAACUUAUUACUUCAGCCUCCCCCCCCCCCCAAUCUUACUGAACUGAGAUAUGCCCCAAGCCUUUCCACCUGAGUUACUCCCCAGUCCUCUCUCACAUUCUGUGCUGGAUUUUUGGAUAUUUUAACAUAUUGGCAAAUGGGUGGAGGGGAAGGAAUAGCUAAAAGAGAAAGAUUUCUCAUAUCAGUGUUCUAAUUUUUGGUUUAGAAAAGAUGGUCAUUACCUACUCCUAGAGGCACCUUUGACUUAUUUCACUUCCCCCUUCUGUUCUUCAAACACUUCCAGAACCUCCUGCUUUCUUAGUUUUCCCUUUCCCUGAUUCAGAGGGUUCUGAUUUCCCUGAUUCAGGCUCAUUCUUCCUUUUUCCUACUGAUCUCUCCUUUUUUCUUUCUCUGAAUAUUUCAUGUUAAAAGUAAGGCCAGGGUAGCCAAACUAAGCAGCUAUCUAGGACAUAAAGGGGAGGGGAGUAGAAUAUAAAAAAGGAUACUUUUAAUACUAAUAGUUAUUUUUAUAAAUGCAAAAAAAAAAUUCUGUUCUUUGUUGCAAGGGGGCAUUCAUUUUCUAACAAGUCACAUAUGAAAGCUCCAAAUAUCCAGUGAGUAAUUUGGGAAACCUUCCUUAGAGCAUACAAAUACCCCAUUCCGGCUUUGCUUCUUAUUUCCACUUCCCUGAACCCACCUUGUAGGAUUCUUCUUUUCUGCCCCAGCAUACCCACAUCCCGAUCCAGGAUUUCAUCUCCCCACAGUACCUCCACCUCAGAGAGGGGAUGCAGCCCUUCAGCCUCGAGGCGGCCAGGGAAGCAGCCCAGAGGGAUGUGCUGGCCGCAGAUCUCCAGUGCAGCUUCUUUGCCUCUGCCCUGCAGAGCUACAAGCGGGACUCUGUGCUGAGGCCAUUCCCAGCCUCCUAUGUUAGCCAAGACAACAAGGACUUUGAGGCCCUGCUUGCAGAUGUCAGUAUGCUACCGAACUUGAAGGAACUUCUCCAGUCUGCAGAUGACAAAGAUAACAAGGCAUGGAAUCUGUAUGUGAAGAUCCAAGAACUAAUGGGAAUUUCAGGCACUACUGUCCCUGCACCUGACUUUCUGUUUGAAAUAGUGUAUUCUGGUCGAGUGGAUGCCAAAUUUCAUGAGACCAAAGGAGAAAGGGAUCUUAUCUAUGCAUUCCAUGGGAGCCGCCUGGAAAACUUCCAUUCCAUCCUGCAUAAUGGUUUACACUGCCACUUAAACAAGACAUCUUUGUUCGGUGAAGGGACCUAUCUCACCAGUGACUUAAGCCUGGCUCUUCUUUACAGUCCUCAUGGUAUGGGAUGGCAGCACAGUCUUUUGGGUCCUAUCUUAAGUUGUGUGGCACUGUGUGAGAUUAUCGACCAUCCUGAUGUCAAGUGCCAAACCAAGAAAAAGGAUUCUGAAGAAAUAGAUAGAAAAAGAGCGAGAGCCAAACAUAGUGAAGGGGGAGAUGUCCCACCUAAAUACUUUGUGGUUACAAACAAUCAACUUUUACGAGUAAAAUAUCUGUUAGUUUAUUCUCAGAAACAACAUAAGAGGGUCUCAAGCCAGCCUUCUUGGAUUUCUAACCAUCGCUUCACUCUCAUGAUGCUCCUGUAUCUGCUACUACUGAUCAUUAUAGGUGUCAGCAAUUCUCCCUCUUUCUUGCACUACUGGAAUCGAGCAUUGGAAUCAAAAAGAUAAACUUACCUGGAUCAGCAGGGUAGCCUCUGCCAUAUGCCUUAGUACCUCCUUAUCUAUGAAUUCCUACACCUCCACUUAGAACUUUGGGCUAGAAGCUAAGGAAGGGCAAUGAUUGGAACAUUGCAGUGAUACCAGAGAUUUUGAUUAUCUUCUGAUGCUCCUAGAGAACGUUUGUGCUUCUUAAUUGGUCACAUUUUGGAGGAUAGUGUCAGUUUCAGGAUAACUUUGCUGUUCUCUCUGUCCUUAGCAGUUCUGGGAAGCUGACUUCUUAGCAAGGGCCAAAGGAAGAAGCCUGCUGUAUUAAAAAACAAGGUGUCUAGGCUCUCUGCAAUAUGUUUACAAUUGCCUCUGGCAGAAAUCCUCUCUUUCUAAUGCCUUUGGAAGGUGGAAAAAUAUGUUGUGUGAGGUAUAAAUCAUCAGGCAGUUGGCUUGUUUUGACUUGAAAUGUUACAGAGGAACAAUGAUGUUUCUCACGAAAUGGGGGGAUUGUUUUUGAUUUAUAAAUUUUGGCUUUAGACUUCUGAAUGUGACAUCAAAAACUUCAAUACUUUUAACCAUUUUCUUGACUAUCUAGAAACAGCUUUUGCAGCAAUGGUGCACUCAUUCAUUCAUUUAUAAAAUUAUAGGAUUCAUAGCUGUAAGGGGCUUUAGAGAGUCUAGCCCCUCUCAUUUUACAGAUGAGGAAACAAAAGCUCAAGAUUGUCAUGAUUUGCCUACGAUCUAACAAGUGUUGUAAGAGCUGGAUUUUGAACCUCUGACUUUGGGUCCAGUGUUCCUUCCACCACACCCCACUGCCUCCCAGAAUACCUUCACUCAUAUAUUCAUUCAGCAAACAUUUCUGAAGCACCUAUUCUGUGGAAGAUAUGAAUGGAUAAGAAACAAAGGUUUUUGUUGUUUUUUAUGUUUUUUGGAGUCUCACAAGAGAAGAUUAUCUACUUAUUUCCAUCUGAAUAUUUCUUUUAAAUCAAGGAACUGAAUGUUAAAAAAAAAAAAUGACUUGAUAAUUGGGCAACAUCUUUGUGAAUGUUUCUACAUGGUGAUUCAUUUGGCCAAUGUCCACACAACACAGCCUUUUGACUGUUUUUAAGAAAAGAAACCAAGCUAUGGGCUUGCUCAUGUCACGAGAUGGAUUUGACAUGCUGCAAAUAGCUUCAUGGAAUUUGAACAAACAUAUCCUAAAUGAAAGCUUUUAAUAAGAAUUUUAUUCUUAAGUAAUAUCACACAUCCAAAUGUAGUCUUAUUUGGUGGGGCAUUUGAUUUUUGAUAUACCUCUAUGUGGCAUUUUAUAUGAAGAAGAAUCCCUUGGAUGCCAGGAUAGCAGUUUCAUUUGUUGCUGUAUGUAAUAUCACUACCUGCUUUCUAUUAGGUAUCCCAAUUUGAUUUAAAUAAAAUAUAUCCCUAUUUUUUCCAGUUGGUGGUUUAAAAACAUAUGUGUAUGUAUAUUUAUGUAUACAAACAUAUAUAUAAUACAAUGACAUUUAUGUAUGUAUGUAUACAAACAUAUAUAUGCAAUCAAAUGUGAUUUUCUAUAAAAAUAAAAUUGGUUUCUAAUAUUUGUUUGCUAUCAACAUUUUUACAGUGAGGAUUGAAAAUGGAAAAAUAAUAAAAGAGAUAUUUUUAAAUUAUGUGAGAGGCAGUAUGGUGCAGUGGAAAGAGAGCUAUCCUCAGAGCCAGGAAGCAAGGUUCUGCCUCUGGCACAAACUGACUGUGUGACUCUGGGCAUAUCACUUAGCCUUACCCAUCUAGUGUCUUAGCAGAGAGGUAGGUAGGGGGUAGCCAUACUUUGGCAUAUACCUUCAUAUGGUGUAUGAAAUCUUCAUCUGGUAAAGGUAAUAUAUUCCUACAAAAUAGUAAGUUGAGAAAAGAGAGCUUAAAGGGAAAUACCUUAAACUUUUAUCACUUUAACAGGAUAAUUUGUUGCCACUUUGGAAAGAUUAAUAGAUCUCUUAGGAAAUUGAGACACAGAAUAGGUAGGUUUUGAUGUGAGAGCCAGGGAAAUUGCAGAACUGUGUGAUUGUAAGUAUAGCUAGUUUGGGUGGAGCCUGGAUACAAGGGAUAUAGGGAAAUAAAAUCACACUUAACUGUCUCUACCAUUUUGCCUUCUAUCAUAUAGAUAAGCCAUCCCCCAAUUCAGCUUUCUGGGAAUGUGUUUUUCUAAGCUGCUGGAAUCCUGGGGUUCUUUCACUCUAGCCAGACUGUGGAUAGCAGAUGUGAACUGAUUAUGAUUUGUUAUUUGCUAAAAAGGGAAGGAUUUCUUUCCAGGUGUCUAGUUGGAGAAGGAAGAGUUUUACAAUGAGUUACUAAUUAUUCAUAUUUUCGACAAUUGAUCAAAAAUAAAUCUUUAAUUCUACAGAGAUGAUCAUGAAAACUGGGGAGCAAGGGAAGAGAGGGAGUUUGCAAUUUCAGGAAAAUCAGAAGACCUUAUUUUAAAAUGUUGUCCCCUUCCCACUCCAACCCUUCUGAGCCCAUUCCACUGCAAAGGCCUGAGGUUUGCAUUGGCCCUGAUAUUGGUUAUACACACCCUAACUGUUGCUAUGGUGAUCUUUUGGCCUCAGGGAUGAGAUUCCAGUCAGUUCAUCCUAUGAAAACAUAAUUCUCCCUGAAGCAUCUCUUCCCCCUCCUCCUCAGUUCCAGCACAUAACACAAUUCUGCUCUCCCCAUCCCUCCGUUCUGUCCCCCGCCACCUCACUCCUUGAAUUUUCCAUCUGCCCUCUAUUAUUUGUUUUCUCCUUGUCAAUCUUUCUUUGGAUGGAUUUCUGUUUAUUUCAAAACUAACUUGGGCUCAGCACCACGGAGACAAUGUACUGUGCAGUCUUGUUAGAAUAAUUUCCUUCCUUCACAGCAUCUCAGACCUGACAUUUGGUUCAUCCAAACCAAUCAGAACAUCCCAAGAUGGGAGAUAAAUCCAAAAUAAUCAUCACCCUCUCUGGUUGUUGGUGCCUUUCAUUCACCUUAAAGAUUUUAAGAUAGACUUGCAUUUCCCAAUUUAUGGGACCAAGACCCAUUAUAAUGUGUUUGAAUGUGAGGGAAGAGAGGGAAGGAAGAGGGGAGAAAUCCUGAGAGGGACAGUUCCGGUUAAAAGGCAAAAUGGUAAAAUAGAUAGCAUACAUUUCAACAAAUUACACUGUAAGUAGACCUUCAUGGCCACAUGGUUAGUUUAAAAGUUUCAAGGAAAGUUGUAAUUGCUCAUUUUGUUUCUAGGAGACUAGAUAGACUCCUUACUUCAAAUCCAUCUUCUAUUGAUGCCUGGAAUUUUCUUUAAAGGCAGAAAAUUUUCAUUCUACAAUUAGAGACAAAUUUUAAAGUAAGUGCCAACCUUGGAAGAGGAGACAAGAUUGAAAAUCUUACCAAAGUGUACAAAUGACAAGUGAACAAAUGGUUGGUUCCCCUUUUGAGAGCAAACUUUGGUAGCAGAGAACACCAGGGCAAUGGGGACAAUAGAACAAGGAAGGAAUACUAUUGAGUGUUAAAAAGAGCUUAGUAUGGGAAUACUGAGACUUUUGGCAAAUUUCAAAUUUAUGACACUGAUCACAGCACAGUACUUAGCAUUACUGACUUCUUUCAGCUCUAUGAUGACUGGUAAUAAACAGUAAUUGUGGUACACUGAUUAAUUCAGUCAUACCUCAUUAAUUCAUAUUAGGAGAAGAGCAAGGAAGAUUCAAGAGGUCAGCCUUAAUUAAGGAAAAAACUCCAGUUGUCUAAUCCUUAAAGCUAUAUGGAUUGAUGACUAAAACUGUGCUAAAGAAAUGUUGCCUGGCUCUGAUGAACACAUACGAGUGUUGUUACUAGCCUAUCCCUUAAAAUGGGUGCUUUAAAAAUACUUUGGGGGCUUUUUCAAUAGUUUUUAAAAAUUAUGAAAUCAAUAAUAAAGUGAAGCAGAAUUGUCUCUGAAACUGUGAAUUUAAAUUGUGUAUGGUUUGGGUUUUUUAAGGUGUAUAUUAAAUUUAACACUGGAGUAACCAAA
Messenger RNA from Antechinus flavipes (yellow-footed antechinus), 6948 nucleotides. RefSeq names its product poly(ADP-ribose) polymerase family member 16 (gene PARP16). The transcript is spliced from 6 exons. Bases 2064 to 2984 code for a protein of 306 amino acids. The record is from RefSeq and is a predicted model, not a curated record. Gene Ontology annotation, cellular component: endoplasmic reticulum tubular network; intracellular anatomical structure; nuclear envelope. Gene Ontology annotation, biological process: endoplasmic reticulum unfolded protein response. Gene Ontology annotation, molecular function: kinase binding; NAD+ poly-ADP-ribosyltransferase activity; protein serine/threonine kinase activator activity. Lineage: Eukaryota; Metazoa; Chordata; Mammalia; Dasyuromorphia; Dasyuridae.